CAAGACUGAUCAUCAGGAACCGCAGAGCUACCAGCAUUCAGAAAUUCACAUACUCCGUGCUUAGUCCAUUCCAGUGAUGAGCAGCCUCCAGGACGACAACAAGGUGGUCCCCUUCGAGAGUACAAAACUGUAUGAACAGGCCUAUGGGUAUGUGCAGGAGUAUAUGAGUCGCUACGAUUGCUCGCAUGACUUCAACCAUAUUCUCCGAGUGCUGGCUCUGUCGAAACACAUAUUGGCCGAAGAAAUCAAAACCAAGCCGACGAAAAAUUUCGACGAACGAGCAGUCAUUCUCGCUGCUCUGCUCCACGACGUUGGCGACAAGAAGUACGUUCAACCUGGCGAAAAUGCGGAACAACUGGUCUCGGAUUUUCUCAGCAGAAAUGGAUGUGCGCCCAAGGACGUGGCAAAAAUUGCACUCAUUGUUGAGAACGUUUCGUAUACGAACGAGAUCAAAAGGCCGCAGCUUGUCAAAGCUCACAUCAAUUCACAUCCGGAGCUCGCUAUCGUUCAAGACGCAGAUCGUUUGGAUGCUAUUGGUGCAGUGGGUAUCGGUCGCGUCUUUGCAUUCGGCGCGGUGAAAGCAUCCGCUCGAGGCCUGCAGGGCAGUAUGGACCACUUUGACGAGAAACUACUUAAGAUCGAGCACAUGAUGAAGACCCAGACUGGCAAGCAGCUUGCUCGAGAAAGGACUGAACGGCUCAAGCAGUUUCGCCGGUGGUGGUAUGAGGAGACUCAGGCGGCAUCUGCUACUUCCUAGUCGAUCCCGAGCAAAUGUGGUCAAGCCUUGUGUCCACAGCCCAAUGCCAGUCACACCACCUGUUGCUGAUGCAAAGCGCUCUUUGUGCCAUUGGAAGGUCGUGUGUAGUCUUUGCGCCGUAUGUCAGCAAUCAGUCCCGGAGGCAAGUCAAGCUCGUCUAGUGGCAAUCUUGUGCGACCUACGCACGCAUACGGAGCAAAACCAGUCUCAUUAUUUGGCACGCCAAAUGAGACUUAUCAGGUUGGAACUAGUCUUUGGCCGGUUGAGACGGAAGCUCGAGGUCGUACGUCCUAGUAUUGCUUUGGAUACUACAAUGGUUCUCGUUCCGAGAUCUGAACCCUAAGCUAUCACGUCUUUGGAGGCUCAAAGCUGCUGUAACAGAGAGGGUCCAACGUUCGACUCCAUGCCGCGAGCCCAUGUGCGCAUAAGUUCCUCCUUGGGCAAUUUGUCAUUCAGGUUGGGUAGACUAUGCAGGUAGCUAGGAGACACAUGAUUUUAACAGAAGGCGGUCAGCCGACGUCUAUUGGUAGUAUUCGGAAUUUAAUGGCGAA
Molecule: messenger RNA, 1308 nt
Organism: Sphaerulina musiva SO2202
Lineage: Eukaryota; Fungi; Ascomycota; Dothideomycetes; Mycosphaerellales; Mycosphaerellaceae
Product: HD domain-containing protein
Exons: 1
Coding region: 77-757 (226 amino acids)
Source: RefSeq, a predicted model, not a curated record